GCAGUGUCCGAAGCUACACGACGUUACGAAUCACGAUGCCGACUCUCGCAGGCUUCUCGGACAACCCGCUGCACACAAAGACCGACAUCACCCGGGCAUGCGAGGCUCUUCUGCAUCCCCUGCUCCCCUACUUCUCCAAGCACCACGCGCGCGUCAGGAUCCCAGUAGAAUCGGCAGCUCAUUUCGACGAUCUAGCCGCACAAUUAGAGGGUUAUGCGCGGCCACUAUGGGUUGUCGGAGCGCUAUUGUCGGAACCAGACGCAACUGGAGGGAUUGAUGCACACAAUUCGCUGCUCCAGCCGUGGAUAGACGGGCUGCAAUAUGGCGUCGACCCGUCGUCCCCAGAGUUUUGGGGGGACAUUGUCGACAUGGAUCAAAGGAUGGUCGAAGCCGAGAUCAUCUCCUUUGCCCUCCUGACGGCACCGCGUGCUCUCUACGACCCAUUAUCGGAUGAUUGCAAAGAGCAUUUGGCCAACUGGUUGUACGGCUUGAACGGCAAAGCGAUGCCGGAGAAUAACUGGCGCUGGUUCCGCGUCAUGUCGAAUCUAGCCCUCAUCAAAGUCUGCGGCCGUUCCAAGGAGCAGCUGUGGCCGUUGAUGGAAAGGGACCUCCAGACCCUCGACUCGUUUGACAUUGGCGAUGGAUGGUCGGCCGACGGCCCAUGGCGACCGGUCACAGAAGAUCCAGAGGAUGAGGGAGCCGGACCGAGUGCAGCCUACGGGCGUCACGCCGACUACUAUUCCGGCAGUUUCGCCAUCCAGUUCAGCCAGCUGUUGUACUCUAAGUUGGCGGCCGACCUCGACCCGAGCAGGGCGGCAAAGUAUCGAGAAAGGGCUAGGCAGUUCAGUCGCACGUUCUGGAGAUACUUUGACUGCGAUGGCGCUGGUAUCCCGUUCGGCAGGUCCCUUACUUACCGUUUCGCCAUGAGCGGCUUCUAUGCCGCGUUUGCAUGUGCUGGGCUUUGUGACGACAGUGACCCUCUGAUGUCCCACGGCGCUAUCAAGGGCAUGCUGCUCCGAAACUUGCGUUGGUGGGCUACCAACUCCGAGGGCAUCUUUUGGCCAGACGGCACGCUCAACAUUGGUUUCGUGUAUCCGAACAUGUACAUGGCCGAACCCUACAACUCCCCUCAGUCGCCAUACUGGGCGCUCAAAUCGCUAAUCGUGGCCGCUCUGCCUGCCGCGCACCCCUUUUGGGCCGCCGAGGAACUCGCCCACCCACUUCUACACGACACAGGCAAGCAGCCGCCAGUUCAUGUCGCCGGAGUAGACUUGGUCAAGCCCGCGCGCCAGAUCCUCUGUAACCACGAGGGCGGCAGUCACCAUUUCCUGCUCUCAUCGGGGCCAUUUGCCGUGUGGCCGAUGAAGGUGCCAGAGGCCAAGUACUCCAAGUUUGCAUACUCGUCGUCCUUUGGUUUCAGCGUCCCAGCGGGCGGCACCAUCAAUCAGAUCGCGCCCGAUAACACGCUUGCCUUGAGUCUUGACGAUGGCGAUACUUGGGCGGUGCGAUGGAUAUCUGUCGGAGAAACCACCACCAUUGAGGUGCCCGUAAACGGCGAGAUGGUCCCCGCGAUGGUGAAUCGCUGGCGGCCAUGGCGGAAGAGAGCCCUAGAGGUAGAGACGACCCUCGUUGCGCCUUGCAGUCAGUGGCCUGAUUGGCAUGUGCGUGUACACCGCGUGCGAUCUGUGGGCUCUGGGCUCCGACAAGGCGAAUCAUUUACAGCUGUGGAAGGCGGAUUCGCGAUUGAUGGCCGACGCCGCUCCGAUGGCCGUUCCCUAUGGAAUGGCCGUGCUCAGGGCGGGCCGGACACGCCGUUGAGUGCCUAUAACAUCACAGACGGCAGUGAAGGCGCUUUCGAAACAUCGAAGGCGGCUUUCGUCCUGUCUGCAGCCGGCGCCAGCGGCAUCAUGGACUUAUCACCCCCAGGACCUUUUGAGUCCACAACCGGCGAGGUGAUGAAGACGGAUCCCAAUACCAAUCUACUGACGCCGCGCACUCUUCUGCCAAUCAUUCGCAAGGCUUCCAGCGAUACUCUUACCCAGGACUUUGUCUUGGCUACGGCUGUCUUCGCCAUCUCAUCGAAGCCAGGCCCUAAGCACCGGGCCACGGACAACCUCGGUCACCGAUGGGCGCAGACGCCCAGGAUCUCUUGGGAUCAGGGCGGCCACUUCGCAUUGGCUUAGUCUAGGCAGGUCAUUUAGUUGUAC
Messenger RNA from Purpureocillium takamizusanense, 2207 nucleotides. RefSeq lists its product as uncharacterized. Bases 36 to 2183 code for a protein of 715 amino acids. The transcript has 2 exons. NCBI's taxonomy places the organism in Eukaryota, Fungi, Ascomycota, Sordariomycetes, Hypocreales, Ophiocordycipitaceae. The record is from RefSeq and is a predicted model, not a curated record.